Harpegnathos saltator (Jerdon's jumping ant) is the source of this 660-nucleotide messenger RNA. RefSeq names its product histone deacetylase complex subunit SAP18 (gene Bin1). The record is from RefSeq and is a predicted model, not a curated record. Gene Ontology annotation, cellular component: nucleus. Gene Ontology annotation, molecular function: transcription corepressor activity; transcription factor binding. Gene Ontology annotation, biological process: negative regulation of DNA-templated transcription. The coding region runs from base 132 to 599 and encodes 155 amino acids. NCBI's taxonomy places the organism in Eukaryota, Metazoa, Arthropoda, Insecta, Hymenoptera, Formicidae. The transcript is spliced from 4 exons.
UGAAUAUAACCUCCAAAUCAAUGUGAUACCGCCAUUUGCCAGGUUUCUUCAUGAGCAUAAACGAAUAACCGCAAAUUUGAUAUUUUUGACAAGAAAUAGUAUAUACGUGAUAUUUUUUUGCAAUAACAGAUAUGGCAUCUGCAUUGGAAUCUAUGGUAGUUGAUGAAAAACAACUUCCAGAAAAGCCAGUGGACAGAGAGAAAACAUGUCCACUUUUAUUAAGAGUCUUUUGCAAUACUGGGCGUCAUCAUAACAUAAUGGAAUAUAGUAGAGGGAAUGUUCCUUCAAAUGAACUACAAAUCUACACAUGGAUGGAUGCUACUUUACGAGAAAUUACAGGAUUAGUUAAAGAAGUUAAUCCAGAUGCUCGUAGUAAGGGCACAUACUUUGAUUUUUCAUUAGUAACUCCUGAAUUGCGUAAUUCUGGCUAUCGUAUGCGUGAAAUUGGUGUUACAUGCUCUGGUCAAAAAGGUGCUGAUGAUAACAAAACUCUUGCACAAGCUAGGUUCACAAUUGGAGAUUAUUUGGAUAUAUCAAUCACACCACCUAACAGAAUGAUGCAGCCAAUAAUAAGACGUGGAGGUUUGCGUCAAUAUUAAUACAAAAAACUUAAGAUUUAUAAAUUAUAAUAAAGAUCAUUAUUGUAAUAAUAAGGUCAAA